Molecule: messenger RNA, 1682 nt
Organism: Pseudogymnoascus verrucosus
Lineage: Eukaryota; Fungi; Ascomycota; Leotiomycetes; Thelebolales; Thelebolaceae
Exons: 4
Coding region: 219-1532 (437 amino acids)
Molecular function (GO): glucan endo-1,3-alpha-glucosidase activity
Source: RefSeq, a predicted model, not a curated record
AUUCCACUAAUUAAGACAUCGGCCCUUUGCUGCUUAUAUUUUUGUAGAUCCUUACUACUGUUACUAUAUCCACAGUUGUCAAAUAGCUUAACAAAGAGUUUAUAUAUUUGACGAUGGAGGCGUUUUGAGGGGAUGAUCCCUCACUCCAUUCCGAAGGGGGUGGAAAACUAUUGCCACUUGGGUACGAUUACACGUCUACUUACGCUAAGAACGUCAACAUGAAAGCCUCAAUAAAGAUAUGCUUGGCCGCCGUGCUUUCUACAUCAAGCUGGUGGUCUCAUUCGAUGGUAGACGCCAAAUCGGUGUUUGCCCACUACAUGCUUUCAACUCUCGAUCCGAAUACUGAUCACGCCAAGCAAGAUAUUGACCAGGCCAUAGCAGUGGGACUCGACGCAUUUGCAGUCAAUGUUGGAGCUCCAGGGGCAGAUUUUUCGAAGAACACCCUGCGGCAGUUGUUUGAUUACGCGAGAGACAAGCCAUUCAAGCUAUUUCUCAGUUUCGAUUUUUAUGCAGCCGGCGACAUAGGAGCACAUCAGGAGUUUUUCAACCUGUGGAGAAACGAGGCUGCGUAUUUGAAUUAUGGGCCUCAAAACCUCCCAGUGGUUUCCUCGUUCAGUGGAGGCUCACUCGGCCCGGAUGUGUGGCGAAACUUCAAGGAAACAAACAAUGUCUACUUGCUUCCCAAUCUAGAGGGCGACGCGGAUUACUACAACAAUCCCACAGCAUUUUUCCAGAAAUGGGGCAAUGCAAUUGAUGGUGUCUUCUCCUGGGAAACGGCUUGGCCCGACGCUUCGAAUACCCCAGUGAAUGUGACCUCUGAGAAGGACGUUGCAGUUAAGAAUGCAGCGGAUAGGGCAGGGAAGUCUUACAUGAUGGGAUUAUCUUCACUGCAGUACAAGCACUGCUGUGGCGAUUCUUGGUAUCGUUCUGGCGAGACCAACCUCCCUGAACGAAUGACACAGAUCCUCUCCUUAAAACCUGAACUAACUGAGGUCAUGACCUGGAAUGAUGCCGGUGAAAGCCACUAUAUCGGCCAAUGCUGGCCUGAAGGGCUCCCUGAAGAAAUCCUCCAAUACGGAAACUCGGAGACCUAUCCUCAUGACGGAUGGCAGCCCUUAAUCACCUCAUUCAUCAAUGCGUUCAAAAACGGCGAAGAAGCCAGCCAGAUGAAGCCCAGUGGUGAUAGUCCAAUUGGCGCCCUGUGGUACCGAGGCGUCAUGGCUCCCUGUGACACCGGACUGCGAGGCUCAGGGGCGGCAAUAAAUUCCGUCAACUAUGCCGUUGUCCUUCCUCCGACAACUCAAGGGGCGCGCAUUCAAGUCUCCAGUGGUGGUCAGGUAUUAAGCAAUGUUCCGGCCCACGAAGGCUUAAAUUACAACGCAAUCGGUGGCAUGGUGACCGGCCCACAGAAACUCGAGAUUUUGGAUCAGAGUGGCGCUGUUAUUGCUUCAGCGUCUAGCAAAGUGGAUGUUUCAAAUGGUCCACAGGGCGGUUUCUGCAACUUCAAUUACUACGUGGCUGGCAUUCAGUAAGAAUCUGCUUACGACCACGACUUAUUCAAGCUGAAGUCCCAAAUCGUCAAACCCCGACAGCGACCGGCAUGAACAGUCUGAGGAGGUAAUUUGUGUUAGCUCUCCAGUAAAAAUUAAAGUGUAUCUGCAGAGUAAAUAUUAUGUCUAGGG